AGAUAACGCACCUAGGCUACAUUUGUAAUCAGAGCGAAGAGGAAAGAGGACUCGUCCAUAUUAUAGCUGCUGUUUCAGCGGUUUCCGUGGUGAUGGACCCUCCCGGCGGGCGAGAUGAGCGUCGCCGUCAGGCUGAGCGUCUUCGGCGGGAGGAGGCAUACUACCACUUCAUCAACGAGCUCAGUGAGGAGGAGUAUCGGCUCAUGAGAGACAGCAACCUGCUGGGCACGCCAGGUGAAGUCACAGCUGAGGAGCUGAGGCAGCGUCUGGAUGGAGCCAAGGAGCGCGUGUCCUCGCAGCCUCGCUCUGAAUCACGUCCACAGAACAGUGAGGCGGGACAGGAGGGCAGCAGUGCUGCCGCUGAGCCGGGGGCCGAGAGCACCAACGGUGACUCUCUGCUGGAGUGGCUGAACACGUUCCGGCGCACGGGCAACGCCACUCGCAGCGGCCAGAGCGGCAACCAGACGUGGCGCGCUGUCAGCCGCACGAAUCCGAACAGCGGCGAGUUUCGCUUCAGCCUGGAAAUCAACAUCAACCACGAGCAGCCCGAGCCAGGGGAACACAGCGACGCUUCUGACCCUGUCGAACUUCCUGUUCCGCAGAGGGCCUCUGCAUCUAUACGCACUCCCCCGAGGCCUGCGCCCUAUUCCACUCAACACCCCUCCUCUUAUUCUACAACCAGGCCCACUCUGGGGAGGCGGGCUCAAGCCAGGCGCACCCGCAGUAGCACUACCCCACCCAUAACCCCGCCUCUGAUCUCACAGGCACCGUAUACGAAUUUGAGAAGGAACCUUGCUUUGCCUCACCCAGCAUCGCUUCCUCCUCCUCCUCCUCCUCCUCCCCCUCCCCCUCCUUCACAGGCCACGCCUACAUCCUUGCCUCAAGAGCAGGAUAGUAUUAACAGUGUGCAGGGUCAAGUCCAGCUGCAGCCUCCUUUACUGAGUAAUGAGGAGGAGCAGGAAGCUAAUGAUGCUCCAGACUGUCCAGAAGCUGCGUCUCAGGCCAGCGUGCAGGGGGCAACAGCUAAUCGUGAGGCACGCAGAACUCGUUCCCGUGGCCGGGUCCGCCGGAUAGCUCUGUCCCGGUCCUCACGCCGUAGCCGCUCACCUCUGGAUAGAAACUCUGCCCGAAGCUCUAGCCCCACCCCCAGCAACAGUGCUCCUGCGAUAGAGUCCACCGGGAACACGGCGGCUGCUGCUGCUGUGGAGAUGGUGGAAGUUCCUGCUGAGCCGACGGCACCGGUGGAAUCCGCCCCUGAAGUGGCCACUGAGGAAGGUGAGACUCCCGCAUCAGGCGCAGCAGGAGGCGUCCGCCGGCACCCAACUAUCAUGUUGGAUUUGCAGGUGCGCCGAAUCCGGCCAGGCGAGAACCGAGACCGGGAUAGCAUCGCCAGCCGCACACGGUCUCGUGCCCGCGCUGCUGAAAAUACAGUCACCUUCGAGAGUGACAGCGGCGGCUUCAGACGGACCAUCUCGCGCUCAGAACGUGCAGGCAUCCGCACUUACGUAAGCACUAUCCGCAUUCCUCUGCGCCGCAUCUCAGAGACAGGUCUGGGCGAGCCGAGUUCCACAGCGCUGCGCUCCAUCCUGCGGCAGAUCAUGACCGGUUUCGGAGAGCUCAGCUCUUUAAUGGAGACCGAGGCAGACCCGGAAGGCUCCGCUCCUGGACAGAAUGUAGGAGUCAACGCUGCAUCUCAGACCCAGCGUGCGCAGGGUGGUGAAGCCACGACAGGGAACGCUGUAACCGAUUCGGGACGAGAGAGUGGAGCAGUGGGUGAGGCUGGCCAGGUGAGGGUGGGCACUAACGGACGGGACACGAAUAACCUGGUUGAGAACGGCACCUUGCCUAUCCUGCGGCUGGCGCAUUUCUUCUUGCUGAACGACGAGGAGGACGACGAGCACCCACGCGGUCUCACCAAAGAGCAGAUCGACAAUCUGGCCACGCGCACCUAUGGCCAGGCGAGCCUAGAGGGCGAGCAGGGGCGUGCCUGCAGUGUGUGCAUCAAUGAGUACGCCCAGGGCAACAAGCUGCGCAGCCUUCCCUGCGCACAUGAGUUCCACAUCCACUGCAUCGACCGCUGGCUCUCGGAGAACAACACGUGCCCCAUCUGCAGGCAGCCCAUUCUGUCCAGCCAUCAGGACUGACUCCUUCCCUCCAUCGCUCCUGUACAUAGCGCUUCAGCUGUUCCACCCGUUCCGUCAUCAGAUCCCACUGUAUUCAGCUGUAGGUAGAACCAAAAGAAGAAACGACACGGAUAAUUAACAAAGCUUUAUUUUUUUAGACCUGUGGCUUUUUUUUGCCCCCCCCCCCAUCUGCCUAGUCCUCUCCAUCCUGCUUCAGGGUUCCGUUAACAAAAUGCAGCAGAUAUGAUCUGUGACGAGUCAGUGUUAGCAAAAGCUAAUCUUCAGCAUUUCACUUAAUUUCAUUAAAUGUAUUUUAUAGAUUGAUCUGUACAUGCCAGACUACGAGAAUUGUAAAUAUAUGAAUGCCUGUGCUUUUUUUUAUUUUAUUUUAUUUUGUUUUUGUUGGGGGGCAAGAGUUUGAUGUUGAUCCCACAGUAUAGAAACCUGCGUAAGAUAAGCUCCUCUUUGAAUCGAUUUGAAGUUUAGUUUACUAAGACAGCACGCUCUCUUAACAGAAUGUUGCAUUUUUAAGGCUUUUAACAUUUGUAGCGUGGCGCGUGGUCAGUCAGGGCGUGGUGGCUACGGACCCCUGCUCCCUGCUGUUUGCAACAAAUUCAUGGUUUUAUGAUUAUAGUAAUUGAAAUGGCUGCAAGCCGCUUAACACUACAUGCUGUAAUGGUAUGGACUGAAUACUUUUUUUUUUUCUCCACUUCACUUUUCUGACAAAUAAUUUUAUUAAUAAUAAUACAGUGGUGCUUGAAAGUUUGUGAACCCUUUCGAAUUUUCUAUAUUUCUGCAUAAAUAUGACCUAAAAUAUG
Messenger RNA from Neoarius graeffei (lesser salmon catfish), 2941 nucleotides. RefSeq names its product ring finger protein (C3H2C3 type) 6 (gene rnf6). The coding region runs from base 93 to 2144 and encodes 683 amino acids. The record is from RefSeq and is a predicted model, not a curated record. The transcript is spliced from 4 exons. Gene Ontology annotation, cellular component: nucleoplasm; cytoplasm. Gene Ontology annotation, biological process: ubiquitin-dependent protein catabolic process; positive regulation of DNA-templated transcription; protein ubiquitination. Gene Ontology annotation, molecular function: ubiquitin protein ligase activity. NCBI's taxonomy places the organism in Eukaryota, Metazoa, Chordata, Actinopteri, Siluriformes, Ariidae.